This is a messenger RNA of Lathyrus sativus (Indian pea), 411 nucleotides long. The record is from the annotation of a GenBank genome assembly. NCBI's taxonomy places the organism in Eukaryota, Viridiplantae, Streptophyta, Magnoliopsida, Fabales, Fabaceae.
AUGUGUAUGAUUCGCCAAAUAUUUCCCCAUGCACUACACCAUCUUAGAGGCAUCAGGUGGAAAUUUUGUCACGUAAAAAAAAGAUUGAAUGGACCUCCUGACAAUAAUUUAGUUAUAGCUUUCAAUGAAAUACUUCACCCUACAUCUUCAACAAUACCACAAUCUGAUUCUAUUCCUUCAAUUCACCCUCACCAGCCAACUGCUAAUUUAAAUACGGUAGGUCAUUCUACGGAUGAUGAAAAUUCUAUUUCUGAUGACGAAAUGAGUCUGGCUAAUAGUUCUGAUGAAGACGACGACAACAUUAAUGAACCAUUUAUUGCCUCACAUGAUCAACAAUAUUCUGAUAUAGGAGAUUCUGUAUGGGAAUGUCCAUUUUGUCAAGCCUGUAUAUGGUAUCAAGAACGCAAAUGA